CAACAUCGCAGCAGGCACCCAUCAUCCUUAUUCCUCGCCUCCCAACCCAAGUACUACCACCCCACUGCGCUCUCUGACAUUAGCAUGGCAUAUGCAUCGGCCGUUCCAGCUUUAGCUCUGAAGCAAUGGCCCUACUUAUACCCCACUAUCUCUACCGCGCGCAAAAAAGCCUCCUUUCUCCCUUCUUCCAUCGCCAUCCUUCUUUUUUUACGUCUCCCUACUGUUACCUAUGUUCAUCCCCACUCCCCUUCCCAGCUAAAUCAAUAAUGCAGAGCAGCAGCUGGAUUCGAGGGGGAGGUGCUUCAGAAAAGAGAAUGUCACAGGCUGUACAGCAGGGCAUGGUUGGGCCGUUGCUUUUAAAUCCCCCGCUUUUGGCUAUAAGCUCAUGUUAUUUCGAGGAGCACCCACGACACGGUCCUAGAAAUAAAAAUAAUGCAGAAAUGCUAUACGAUCCUUGUCUUCUUCCUCCUCCUCAAUUUUGACUGGGGAACAUCUCCAUGGCAAUACUCCGUCACUUGCCGGCUCUGCCCCUGAUAUAAGUUUGAGAAAAAUCUUCCACAGUUCCUCUAGCGACUGUUCUCCUGUACGAUACUUCUAGGGUUUUGCUUCCGUGGCGCAUGGCGAUCGAUCUUAACACUUUGGGGGAUGAAUCGGAGGAAUCGGCAGAGCAAAAGAAGAGGCCGCAUGAGUCGGUGUGCUUGGAGCUAUGGCAUGCUUGUGCGGGGAUGAGGACUCCGCUGCCGAGGAAAGGGAGUUUGUUGGUGUACUUACCACAGGGGCACCUCGAGCAGCUUGCAGGCGGCGGAGAUGACGUGCUUCUGCGUUACGGUGUUCCUCCGCACGUGUUCUGCAGGAUAGUCGACGUUCAGCUACGCGCGGAGGCGGCGACAGAUGAAAUCUAUGCGCAGCUUUAUGUGGUUGCGGAUGGUGAGGGAAGUGGAAGGCAUGUUCAUGAAGAUAGAGCAGAAAGAGAUGGGGAAGAAUUGGAUGAUAUGGAUAACGAUACUAAAUCUCCAUUUCUUCACAUGUUCUGCAAGACUCUAACUGCUUCUGACACUAGCACUCAUGGUGACUUCUGUGUUCCUCGCCGAGCUGCAGAGGAUUGGUUUCCUCCGCUGGAUUACGAGCAGGAGAGGCCUUGCCAAGAGAUUCUAGCAAAAGAUUUGCAUGGUGUGGAGUGGCAUUUUCGACACGUCUAUAGGGGUGAUCCACGCAGGCAUCUGCUCACUACAGGUUGGAGUGCUUUUAUCAAUAAAAAAAAUCUUGUGUCAGGGGAUGCUGUUCUUUUUCUUAGGUACAUUAAGUGCAGGGGGAACGAUGGGGAGCUUAGAUUGGGGAUAAGGAGGGCAUCUCAAAUCAAAGAAAGAAUUUCUCAUAUAAUGUCUUCAAGUCAAAGUUUGAAUGCUGGAAGUGGAUCGCUACAAUCAUUGGCGAAUUCUAUCACCUCAAGGAACAUUUUUCAAAUUAGUUAUUACCCAAGGGUUAACCAAUCACAGUUCAUUAUUCCUUACUGGAAGUUCACAAAGAGCUGCAGUUAUACAAUUCCUGUUGGGACCAGGUUUAAAAUGAGUGCUGCUGGUGAAGAUGCGGCUGAGAGAAGGUUUACAGGAUUGAUAACUGCUGUUAGUGACUUUGAUCCUCUACGGUGGCCAGGUUCAAAAUGGAGGAACCUAGAGGUAAGAUGGGAUGACGUCAAUGUUGUCAACAAAAAUCGACAUAACAGAGUCUCCCCUUGGGAGAUAGAACGCAGCGGAUCUUUCUCCAGUCCCAACAGCCUUUUAACAUCUGGUUCCAAGAGAAGCAGAGUUAUUCCUCCCUCAAUAAAUGCAGAUUAUCCACUCACAAGAGAAAAUGGUUAUCAGAACUUGGGGAAAUCUGUAAGUUUACGCAAGGUCUUUCAAGGUCAAGAAAUUUUGAGUUUCAACGCCCCUUAUUUUAAUAGGGGCGAUGCUGCUCUAACUCCUCGGGUUUCUGAAAUGAGAAAUGAUUCUUUUCCUAAAAAGAGAUGUACUGCUAAUUCUAGUAGUUUCUGGCUGUCUGGUUCAGGAUGUGGUGCUACAGAUCCACCAAAAAACUCAAGUUUUUUCUACAGAUUCCAUGAGGUUUUGCAAGGCCAAGAAAUGGUUCGAGUAUUGCCAUCCUUCCCUGGAUUGGCUGCCGAAAGCCAAAGUAGAAAUGGUGCUUUAAAAAUUUUGAAAUCAUCCAUUUCUGGAAGUAGUUCUGAUGACCGUUUUGAAAGCUUCAGUACCCUCAUGCAGCCAUGCUUUUCAUCAGCCCAAACUUCUUCUCCGUCUUCAGUUCUGUUGUUUCAACAGCCCACCUCUCAUCUUCCCAGUUCCCACUCAUUUGAUGACAGUAAUGAUAGGGAGAAAACAGACGACAUGAACUUAGGAUUUGGUUUCACCAAGGAGCGUAGCAGCUGCAGGCUUUUUGGAGUCUCCCUCACUGAAAAGUUUUCAGAUGAAAAUGUGGUAGCUGGAGGUGGUAACAGAGAUCCACCAGAACAGUCUGAUUUUUGCUGCAAUGGUGGAGACUUUGGGGAAUCUGUUCGAUCCCAUGAGGUUUUGCAAGGUCAAGAAAUAGUCAAACUAUUUGAUUCGUUUGGUUCAUUCAUGGAAUCCCAUCGAAAGCAGACAUCUCGCCGACCGAUUGAGAAGGACAAUCGGAGUAUCCUUCAUUGUAAUGAUAGCAGCUGCAUGCUUUUUGGAUUCCCACUAACUGAAAAUAUUCCAGCUGCAGGCACUUUAUCAAGCACUAGUAUUGAAUCAUCUUUCUCGAGACAUUUGCCUCGAACCAUGGUUGCCCAAGAGCUGCAUUUGUAAAACGCUUGAAAUAUAUUUCAGCAUCCAUCUGAUGCAUGGUGCAACACAACACACCAUAGGCUACUGAAGGUUGCUUCUGAUAUUUCAUUUGACGAAGCAUAUUUGUACAUUUAAACUAUUGCGGUGUAUCACUUCUUGAAUUGAUCUGCACAUAAAAAAUCUAUCGCUCUGUUGUUUUUUUAAAGACCGGUUGAAAUUGGCUUCAUCGUGCUUUUGUUUACUUAUUUAAUGUUUGUAAUGAGCUUAAUUUUGUGGGGAUAUGGCAAGUGCAGCUGACUAAAGUUUGUUAGAUUUAAAGGAAAAAUUUUUAC
Molecule: messenger RNA, 3133 nt
Organism: Phalaenopsis equestris
Lineage: Eukaryota; Viridiplantae; Streptophyta; Magnoliopsida; Asparagales; Orchidaceae
Product: auxin response factor 3-like
Exons: 11
Coding region: 618-2822 (734 amino acids)
Biological process (GO): regulation of DNA-templated transcription; response to hormone
Cellular component (GO): nucleus
Molecular function (GO): DNA binding
Source: RefSeq, a predicted model, not a curated record